Silurus meridionalis is the source of this 544-nucleotide messenger RNA. RefSeq names its product ribosomal protein S26, like (gene rps26l). Gene Ontology annotation, molecular function: structural constituent of ribosome; mRNA binding. The transcript is spliced from 4 exons. Gene Ontology annotation, cellular component: ribosome; cytosolic small ribosomal subunit. The record is from RefSeq and is a predicted model, not a curated record. NCBI's taxonomy places the organism in Eukaryota, Metazoa, Chordata, Actinopteri, Siluriformes, Siluridae. The coding region runs from base 137 to 484 and encodes 115 amino acids. Gene Ontology annotation, biological process: translation.
CUUAAUACAUUAUCUAUUUAUUUUAAAAUCAUUGUUACAUUUCUGGUGUUAAAAUACGCGGAACGUUUUGCGGCGGAAGAACGUAUUACAGUUCCGGUCCGCCUUUUCCGGUCCUCUUUCCUGCCUCCUUUCCAAGAUGACUAAGAAGAGAAGGAAUAACGGACGCGCCAAGAAGGGCCGUGGGCAUGUUCAGCCUAUACGCUGCACUAACUGUGCUCGGUGUGUACCCAAAGACAAGGCCAUCAAAAAGUUUGUGAUCAGGAACAUCGUUGAGGCUGCAGCCGUGAGGGACAUCUCGGAGGCUAGUGUAUUUGACUCCUAUGUGCUGCCCAAGCUCUAUGUCAAACUGCAUUAUUGCGUGAGCUGUGCCAUCCACAGUAAGGUGGUGAGGAACCGCUCUCGGGAGGCCCGAAAGGACAGGACACCACCUCCACGCUUUAGGCCUAGCGGUGCUCCCCCCAGAGCUCCUCCUAAGCCUAUGUAAAGAAUGAGUCAAAAAAUUGUACAUGUAAAUGUGCAAUGAAAUAAAAUAAUUUGAUGAGGA